Molecule: messenger RNA, 318 nt
Organism: Knipowitschia caucasica
Lineage: Eukaryota; Metazoa; Chordata; Actinopteri; Gobiiformes; Gobiidae
Source: the annotation of a GenBank genome assembly
AUGAACUCUGCCUCAGAUGGAGACACAGGGGGUGGGUUAGGGGUGAGCGCGGCUACGAUCUACAGACCCAGAGUGGGACGCCUGUGUCUGCUGGCUGAGAAAGUGUGGAGCCACGCCAAGUUCUCCAUUAGGCAGCCCCGCAAGGUCACUCCUGUGUGCAGUCCUUGUGCCAAGCGACCCGGGCUCCGUCUGUCCUUUGGGGAGCUGAGAAGGGGACAUCAGCCGAUAGAGAGUCGCACAAAGAGAGGAAGCAGUGUGGGCCAAAGUCCAGCCCAUCUGGGAUGCGCUCCACAGCCUGCCGGAGCCAGAGGUCACUGA